Messenger RNA from Ophidiomyces ophidiicola, 7464 nucleotides. RefSeq lists its product as uncharacterized. The coding region runs from base 1 to 7464 and encodes 2487 amino acids. Gene Ontology annotation, biological process: amino acid activation for nonribosomal peptide biosynthetic process; secondary metabolite biosynthetic process. Lineage: Eukaryota; Fungi; Ascomycota; Eurotiomycetes; Onygenales; Onygenaceae. The transcript has 2 exons. Gene Ontology annotation, cellular component: cytoplasm. Gene Ontology annotation, molecular function: phosphopantetheine binding; catalytic activity. The record is from RefSeq and is a predicted model, not a curated record.
AUGUCACCCCAAGCCAUUGCGAAUAGGAUCCCCGCCGGUCCAAUUUUCAGUCGGACUCACAAGGAAUCGAUAUCUCAAGAUGCAGUGGAGAAAAUUAUUUUGCGCAAGGAAACCAUGUACCCUGCUACACCCUCCCAAGAACGAUUUUAUUCUUCAGCCCAGCAAUUCUUCUUCAUGACGAUAGCACUUCCCGAUUAUAUCGAAUAUUCUUAUGACCGACUGUCGCUGACAUGGCAGGCCGUCGCGGCCCAUCAUGUUUGUCUGCGAAGCUCCGUCUUCCUAUCCCCGGAGACGGGCAGAGCAUUACAUCGUGUAAGAAUGGAUAUUCCCCGGCCGCUCCCCCUGACAAAACUCGACUUUGAGAUAUCCUUCUGUGAAAACACGGCAUUUUUAGCCUAUGUUGAAGGCGAGACGCAAAAAGAAGUUGAUGUCCUAGCAAUAUUGUGUAUUCCUCAAGUUCUUGUUGAUGCCACUUCCCUAGGCACAAUCAAAACCGAUUUCAUUCUAUUUUACAGCGGUUUUCCCUGUGCGGAUCAUGUGCCAUUCGCCAGCUUUGUUCAGCAUAUCGCUCGGAAAGACCAGGCAGUCAGCAGACAGUUUUGGCAGGAAAAACUUCAACAUAUUGAUGUUUCCCCGAUCUUGUUCCUCGACCAGAUUAGUUCUGCAGCUUCUCAUGCUUAUCAGUCCAUUACAUUAGAGGGUCUUUACCCAGAGAGUGGUCUCCAGAUGCCCGAUGACACGCCUCGGGAAUUAUUUGAAGCAGCCUGGGCAUCUUUACUUGCACUUCAUUCUGGCUCUGAGCAGGUUGUCUUUGCGGGGAUUGGGAGAGAUAAGAGUUUCUCGAACAUUGAUGCUUGUGUCGGUCGAGUGGAUCAUGUUUACCCAAUCUCGCUGCGGAUAUACGAAAAUUCUCAUUUGUCUUCCAUAGUCGACAAUCUUCGGGAUUAUCAUACCAACGCAUCGCCCCAUUCCACGAUUGGGCUCGACGAAAUUCUGAAAAUCAGUAAUCUAUCAAGCAUUCAAUCUCUCAUACGGUACACGAGCACGUUGGACUUCUCAUACUUUGAUAAGGAAAUGUCGACUUUCCCUUUAGUGAUGCUAGUCAGUGGGAGCCACAAAGUCCGCUUCACUUUAUUUUUCAAUGAAACAGUGGGAAACAAAAAUGCACAAAUUCUCUUAGAUCAUUAUCUGGCAAUUGUGAAAGGAGUUAUUCAGAGUCAGUCCGCCGAUAUCUUGCUUAAGGAUUUACGUUUGGAGUCGAAUACCGAAACAGCCGGUAGGCUCCAAAAAAGUGAUGAUACCAUCCCAGCCAGAUCUGGAACACUCAUUGACUUAUUUGAGGAACGGGUCCGAGUAUUCCCUGACCAUGAUGCCGUGCAGUUCGAAGGCCAACCGGCUGUCACAUUAUCGCAACUAAACGAAUUGGCAAAUAAAAUUGUCAACGGGGCAAAUUUGCAACAAGGAAGCAUAGUGCCAAUCUGCAUGGUAAAAUCGCCGGUUUUGAUUGCUUCUAUGUGGGCCGUUCUGAAAGCUGGUGCAGCAUAUGUCAUGCUCGACCCAGAUGGAGCACCGGAAAGGAAUGCCGUCAUUGUUGAGGAAACCGAGGCAAAGGUUGUGCUUGCAGACAGGAAUACACAAUAUUUUACUCCAAAGUCACUAUGCAUCGAAGAUAUCAUUCAGUGCCAUGAUUCAUCCACAACGAGUAAAAAGGCACCGAAAACUCAAAUUUCCCCUAGCGAUCCUGCAUAUAUUGUUUACACUUCAGGGUCGACAGGAAAGCCCAAGGGGGUAAUUCUUACCCACCUCGCAGCAUUCAACGGUAUAUCCAGCUUCUCGUUGCGUGGAAAUAAACGAAUAUUGCUAUUUUAUAACCCUAUCUUCUCCGCGGCACAGCGAGCAAUGCUUGCCACCGUGGUUAAUGGGGGCUGUGUCUGCAUGGCGUCUAAGGACCGACUUUUGACGUCGCUUGGAAGUGUUAUUUGUGAUAUGAAGAUAGAUAGCGUUGGGUUAACGCCUAGUUCUCUAUCCCUUCUUCACCCUUGUGAUGUGCCCAAUUUAAAGCAAAUUACCUUGACAGGCGAAAAUCUCCCAGGUGACUUAGCUGAGGACUGGGCAAAGGCAGUUGAGCUUAGAAAUUCCUAUGGGCUCAGCGAAUGCACACAAUUGAAUUUUGGACGAACAAUCCAUAGUGCCAGGGAUGUUAGUAUAGUUGGACGACCCAAGGAUACAACAAAGGUAUAUUUAUUGCAGCCUGGAUCAACAAACCCAGUAGCUGUUGGUGUCCCGGGAGAAAUAUGUCUUUCGGGGCCCCAGCUCGGUAUUGGGUAUCUAAAACAGCCAGAAACUACUGCAAAGGUAUUUUUUGACAAUCCGCAUGGCCCCGGGAAGCUUUACAGAACUGGCGAUUUGGGUAUGGAACAUGCAAAUGGGGACAUCCAAAUUCUGGGUCGCAUUGAUUCGCAGGUGAAAAUAAACGGCCAGAGGGUUGAACCCCAUGAAAUUUCCUCCAUCAUUGUUGAGAGUGGGCUAGUCUCCUUUGCGGCGGCUGUUGCUUACUCCAUGAAGGGAGUGAAGAUGCUUAUUGCUGCUGUUGUCCUUCAAAAAGAACAAGAUUGGUUUGAAACUCUUGGACACUUAAGGGUUCAUGUUCAAAGCUAUCUUCCUUCGUAUAUGCAUCCAGCAUACUGGCUUCCUUUUGAAAAAGCUCCUCGCAAUCAAAACGGAAAAACGGAUUAUAAAGCGAUCAGAGAACGAGCAGAUAAACUCGGAACAGAAGGGUUGUUGGCAUACAAUGCAAGACCAUCUUCAGAUGGACUGUCCAGCGACUGGAGCAUUGCUGAAUCCGCAGUCAGAGAGGUGUGGGCAACCAUUCUCAACCUUCCACAAGGUAUUAUUUCAAGACUCAGCUCAUUUAUCGAGCUUGGCGGUAGCUCACUUCAAGCUAUCCACUCUGUUACAGAGCUUCGCAAAAAGGGCUUUGUUGUGGAACUUGAGGUCAUGAUCCGGGCAACAAGUUUGACAGAGGUUGCAGGGGCGCUGUCAGAAACCUUGGAAGCCGAAUUUGAGAACCCAGUACCUUUUUCGCUUGUUGACAAAAGACUGAGAAUUAUGCUUCAAAAUGAAGUAGGAAUAGAAGAUGCCUAUCCUGCAACCGAACUCCAGAAAAAUCUCAUUGCUUCGACAUUUUCAGGAAACAGUGGUUAUCUGUCACAGAGAGUGUAUGACGCCCAAAAACUAGAACUCAGUCGCCUAAAAUCAGCAUUCAACUCGGUCUUUGAGGCAACUCCAAUAUUAAGAACGGUUUUUUUGGAGGAGAAGUGCGACCUAAUGCAAGUCGUUCGGCACGAUAUCUCACUGCCAUGGAAUGAAAUAGAUCACAGUGUUGAGAUAUACCUGAAGAAUGAUCUCGACAGAGGCAUCACUUUGGGCGAAGUUCUUUUCCGAGUGGCCAUAGUACAACGACGCUUUCUUGUUGUUUCUAUGCAUCACGCACUGUUUGACUUUUGGUCACAUCGGUUCCUGUAUGAUGACGUUGCCAGUGUAUAUCUCAGGGGAACAUUAUCCGAAAGGCCACCAUUUACACAUUUUAUCAGAGCGUUGCAAAAAACAGAGCCUGAGCAGCACCACGAAUUCUGGAAAAAAUAUCUUUCCGGGGCCACCGUAACCUUGCUGGGCCACGAUAACAAGCACCCUAGAGCAACAAUCAAAAAAGAGGUUAAUAUGACGUUGAGAGACAAAUGCAAGAGCCUGGGUAUCACUACGGGUGCCGUGAUAUAUUCAGCUUGGGCUCUAGUACUGGCGCAUCAGACUCGUAAUGAGGACGUGUCUUUUGCCACACCGUUGUCAGGCAGAGAGCUACCUGUUCCUGGCAUCGAUGAAAUGGCGGGCCCCACUCUCACCACGGUCCCACAACGAAUCCGCGUUGACUUUGAGAAGUCCUUUGUGGAGAUUGUUAAGGAGACCCAUAGGAAUCUCUGGAGUGUGGCAAAGCAUUCCCAGUAUGGGAUGCGACAAGCAAUGUCUGCUGCAGCGCAGAAUGCCGAUGCAUUUGAUUCCUUGGUCAAUAUCAUCGUGAAUGGGAAUAUGAAACCAGAAGCAAGAAGUAUUUUCCAACAUGUGGGAGACAGGAAGCCUUGGGAGGUCGAAUACGCGUCACUUGAUAUCGAAGAACAUGAUGGCGGCUUGAGCUGUCAAUUUUCCGCCGGAAUGGAAACGAAAAGAGCACAAUUCAUUAUAGAUGAAUUCAUUCGGGUUAUCGAGGUGUUUAUCCGGAGUACGCCAGGUCUGAAAUGUGGAGAAAUCGAUAUCAUAGGAGUGGAAGAGCGAAGCCAUCUUCAAAGUCUUGCGAAGCACGUCGAACCAGAACCAAUGUUACUGCACCAGCGAUUUGAGGAUCUUGCGUGUGCAAGCCCACAUUUAGCAGCCGUGCAGUGGAAAAACGAAAUGUUGCUGACAUAUAGAAUGCUGAAUCACCGCGCAAACUCUUUCGCUCACCACUUGAUAGAACAGGGAGUGAAAAGGGGGGAUAUUGUGCCUCUGUACCUGGAAAAAACCGCGGACGUGUUGAUUGCGUUACUGGGUGUGAUGAAGAGUGGGGCAGCAUAUCUGCCUUUGAGCCCAAGUAACCCUUUCGAGCGUAACUCAUACAUAAUUGAGCAAACCCGGGCGCGUUUGAUUGUUUCCCAUUCUGCCAAUGCCUCGUUCGUGGAAUCCGUCGGUCAACAAGCAGUGUAUAUCGACAGCUUAAGCUUCGAAAAAUUCCCCACACAACCACCAGCGUGCCUUGUGUCUCCUGAUGAUUUAGCAUAUGUUAUUUAUACAUCUGGCAGCACGGGAAAACCAAAAGGCGUAAUGGUCUCACACCGGGCAAGUGCAGCCGCUGUGGGGAGUAUGCUUGAUGCCGAAAGUCGAUUCGAAUCAGAAUGGAGAUGUCUUCAAUUCGCCAAUUACGUGUUUGAUGCCUCAGUUCAAGAUUUCUUUAACACUCUAAGUUCUGGUGGAGUCCUGUGCUUGGCACCACAGGAUCAGUUGCUUUCAGACCUUGAAGGGUCAAUGAAAAGUAUGGAUAUUAGGCAGGCAAUCCUCACGCCAACAGUUGCACGAACGUUCACUCCUGAUAUGGUACCUUCCCUUGAAACGUUGAUACUUGGUGGAGAGCCGAUGACACCAGACAUCAUUCAAACUUGGGCUUCCCAUCGUCGACUUCUCAACGUAUAUGGUCCAACGGAGACAUCAAUGGUGGUGACAACAAAGCAUGUGCGGCAGGACACGAAUCCACGUAAUAUUGGAAAGCCAUUUGCGACGGUUUCGGCAAGGAUAUGUCAUCCCAACAAUAUAACCUAUGUUCCAUAUGGCGCGAUUGGUGAACUUUGUAUUGCUGGGCCACAAGUGACGAGUGGCUAUCUGAAUAGAGAUGACUUGACCCAAGAGGCAUACACUCGUAUGGAGGAUGGAGUUAUAAUAUAUCGUACCGGAGACCUUGCUAGAUGGCUUCCAGGAGCCGAGAUUGAGUGUUUGGGUCGGAAAGACAACCAAGUGAAGAUAUCCGGUCAUCGCAUUGAGCUUGGCGAGAUUGAGGCCGUAAUUCUUCGAUGCAGCAUGGUCCAAGAUUGCGCCACAGUAGUUGCCAACUGCAACGGUAAACCUGUUCUUGCUGCUUUUGUGAUUUUUGAGAAGUCCACAGAAAAUGUCGUAAAGAAUAUCGAGGGCGUUCGGCAGGAACUUAUCAAUCUGAAAAGCUGUUUCUCAGAGUUGGCUCAUUAUAUGGUCCCGAAAUACGUUAUCCCAAUGGGCCGGUUCCCAGCACUACCAUCCCGGAAGACUGACAGGAAACAGCUGGGAAAUAUUUUUCAAAGCAUCGACUUGGAUACGCUGCAAAAAUACUCAAUAGAUGCUUUUGAAACAAAGGCCACUUCUCUGGAGCCUGUGACAACAAAGAAACAAAGGAUACUACAAGAGAUAUGGGCAAAUAUUUUCACCAUUAGCACUUCAGCAAUCGGAGCAAACACAAGUUUCAUCAGAAUGGGCGGCGACUCCAUCUCAGCAAUCAGCAUGACUAGCAUAUGCAGAAAGGCAGGAUAUAAGUUGUCUGUCAGUGAUGUUCUGCAGUUACAAACUCUUGACAAGAUUUCCAGUCGUAUGACCGCCAAUCAGGAGAUGGCAAGCGCGAAGGUGACAAAAUAUAACCCGCCGGAAUCGCUAGAAAUGAAGCUGUUAGAGAGAGGACUUACAUCACAGAAAAUCGAGGACGUGUUUCCCUGCCCUCCAGGACAAGUGGAGUUCCUUAGCCAGGGCCAACGAAAAGAGCAAUUUUGGGUGCUCAUGACGGUUCGAGCGAUACCAUCUUCAGUCGAUAUCGAUGAAUGGCUGUCAUAUGUGUCAAGGCUCACUCGUAUUAAUGGGAUCCUCCGGUCAACGUACUUGCAAACUGAAAGUCAUGAUUGGGUUGCAGUUGUCUUAAACUCGGCAGAGCUAUUAGUUGACAGAGUAUCAUGUUCUCGGGGAGAGAGCGAAGCAAUAGUGGAAGAGAAACUGUGGAACAAACGAUUCGAAUUUGGAGAACCUUUCAUCCGCUAUCUUAUUCUCAAUUAUGAAGAUGGAACUCGAGAAAUCGCCAUUAAAAUGGACCAUGCUUUAUAUGACGGCACUUUGCUUCGCAUUUUUGAUGAACAAUUUCAAGCAAUCCAGGGUGGAUUUUCAAUGCCCGAGUAUGUUCCCUUCGUCCACUUUGCGUUACACCACUGGGGGAGACCAAAAAAAGAAAGUAUGGAGUUUUGGACAGAGUAUCUUCGGGGUUACUCAUUCCAAUUCCCGGCCAGUCAGGUGCCACGCAUCGUUGCAUUCCAGGUUACAAAGGUGGACAUUGACCUCGAGAACUGCGCAGCCCAGUAUGGGGUGACCGUACCAAUAAUUUUUCAGUCGGCGUUUCAGCUGUGGUUGGCGCAGUACACCAAAAUGGAAGACAUCGGCUACGAUUAUCUUUUGACAGGGCGCAACGUGGAAAUUGAAGGUGAUCCACAGCUAAUCAACGGCAAUUGCGCACAGUUUCUACCUGUUAGAAGUAAGAUACGCCAAGCAGAUAGGCUGCAGGAGUACCUUGCCACAACACAGGCAGAUUUCUGGGGGCUGACAGAGCAUAGUAGCCUCAGCUUGGAUGAAAUAUUUGCAGUAGCUGGCCUGUCACGGUCAGAAAUAACCAAUAAAGUACUCUUCCUCUUCCAACCCUUCGAGCCCGCACCAAGCAAACCGGAAAAUGUGAAGUGGGUUCAGAUGAAGGGUUCCCAGAUAACAAUGUACCAGCCAUACUCGUUGGUGAUCGAAAUAAGCAAAUCCAUUGACUCUCAUAACAUUAGAGUAAUGUACGACGAACAGGAUGUGCCAAUUGGACGUGGACUCAGCACACGUGGAUAUGCUCUUAAGCAACUUCGAUGUAGCGGGCAGUUGAGACCCCGCAUCUUUGACUGA